This is a messenger RNA of Trichophyton rubrum CBS 118892, 1905 nucleotides long. RefSeq names its product ESCRT-0 subunit protein HSE1. Gene Ontology annotation, cellular component: ESCRT-0 complex. Lineage: Eukaryota; Fungi; Ascomycota; Eurotiomycetes; Onygenales; Arthrodermataceae. The record is from RefSeq and is a predicted model, not a curated record. The transcript has 9 exons. Gene Ontology annotation, molecular function: ubiquitin binding; phosphatidylinositol binding. Bases 1 to 1905 code for a protein of 634 amino acids. Gene Ontology annotation, biological process: protein transport to vacuole involved in ubiquitin-dependent protein catabolic process via the multivesicular body sorting pathway.
AUGUUUCGUGUGCAGCAGAAUGCAUUUGAUGAUGCUGUCGCUAAGGCGACGGAUGAGAAUCUGACCUCAGAGAACUGGGAGUAUAUCCUUGACGUUUGUGAUAAAGUGUCGUCGGAUAGCUCUGGAGCGAAAGAUGCUGUUGCUGCAUUGAUCCGAAGACUGGCACAUCGAAAUGCGAAUGUUCAGCUUUACACGCUUGAGCUUGCAAACGCCUUGUCACAGAACUGCGGACAGAAGGUGUACCAGGAGCUGGCCUCUAAGAGCUUUACAGAUGCGCUUCUACGACUUGCAAAUGAUAGGAACACCCAUCAGCAAGUAAAGUCGAAGAUACUAGAACACAUAGAGCAAUGGACGGAGAUGUUCUCUAGUAAUCCUGACCUAGGGAUCAUGGAACAAGCCUACCUUAAGCUCAAGUCUCAGAACCCAAACCUUCAACCCCCGUCCAAACCGACCAAGCGGGAAAUAACAGAGUUGGACAGACUAAAGGAGGAAGAAGAGCUGCAGAUGGCCCUUGCGCUGUCCGUCAAGGAUAAACAACCCGCCACCGAACAGCAGCCAUCAAACAGCGAGUCCUUCCAGCAAGCAUCUGCUGCAGAAGGGUCCAAUACUGCAUCUACAUCUCAACCUACAGCCAUUGCAUCGGGUACCACGGCCGCCACCGUCUCUCGGGUUCGAGCAUUAUACGACUUUCAGCCCUCGGAGCCAGGCGAGCUUCAGUUCCGAAAGGGCGAUGUCAUCGCUGUUCUGGAAUCGGUGUACAAGGAUUGGUGGAAGGGUUCUCUCCGCGGCCAGACCGGCAUCUUCCCUCUGAACUAUGUUGAGAAACUCUCGGAUCCCACGCAGGAAGAACUUCAGCGGGAGGCGCAGAUGGAAGCAGAGGUGUUUGCGGAGAUCAAGAAUGUCGAGAAAUUGCUGGCCCUCCUCAGCACGAGUAACUCGGAACUAAAUGUGCAGGAAAACGAGGAAAUUACCACCCUCUACCAUUCUACUCUAGCCAUUCGACCGAAGCUGAUCGAGUUGAUCGGCAAGUACUCCAAGAAGAAAGAUGACUUUACGCAAUUAAAUGAAAAGUUCAUCAAAGCUCGUCGGGAUUACGAAGCUCUGCUUGAAUCUUCAAUGGCGCAUCCUGGUCAGCCGCAGUUUGGUCGUCCGCCGCCUCAGGCUGCUUAUGCGUACCCACCUUCCGGGGUACAGCAGUACCCUCCUGGCCCACAGCAGCCUGACCAGCGAUACUUUACUCCCCGUCCAGGAGCUCAAAAUGCGCCACCGUCUAAUGACCCUUCAGCAUACUAUGGCGCUGGCGCUGAGCAAUCUGGCCCGCCAUACCCCUCAGCCGCUUCUCCUGAGAAUAGAAAACAUACACCUGUUCCCGGCCAGCAGGGUCAAGAUGCCUACAGCAACCCACAGACACAGUAUACGAUACAGACCAAGUUAGACCAGCCACAGGAACUCAGUACAUCGGCAUACGACUCUCCUCAAACAGCAACCAACCCUAAUGCCCGACACUCCUACCAUCCACCUAUGCAUGAAUCCCAGCCUUCUGCAACCCAUCCGCAGCACUAUCCACACCCACAACAACCCGUCGCCUACCCACCACCAGGCGGUGCAUCCGCACCCGCUCCUGACCUCAACAACCAAACUGUCCAAACUGUCCCUCCUGGUUCCAACCCUCAAUACCCCAUGCCACAAGACCAGUCGCAGCAGCAACAACCACAGCAUGGCCCGCCUCCAACCCACCCGCCCCCUUCAAUCCCACAAUCCACUUCCCCCCAACCUCCUUACCCAAGCUACCCUGCUCCCACGCCAUCUGCUCCUGGAGUUCCCCCGGGGUUCCAAGCUUACCACCCCCAGCAGCCAGGGGGUCCAGUGAACCCUAACCCAAACCCCAGCCGGUAUUACCGAUAA